Messenger RNA from Yamadazyma jaroonii, 237 nucleotides. NCBI's taxonomy places the organism in Eukaryota, Fungi, Ascomycota, Pichiomycetes, Serinales, Debaryomycetaceae. The record is from the annotation of a GenBank genome assembly.
AUGGAUUUGGAUUUAGAAUUUUCAAUUGAUUUUAAAAGUCAACAAUUUAUCGAUAACUUCAUUCAUAAAUUUUUAUACUUGUCAUUACCUGUAAGUUUUAUUGUUGGUUUUGUCACUCAAAGUUUAUUAUAUUUAAUUUUCACGUUUGUUAUUUUUAUUAUUGUUGUUUUAUUAGUAUCAUUACCAAGUUAUCCUAAAUAUAAUAAUAAUAAAGUCAAUUGGUUAAAAGCAUAUUAG